Rubroshorea leprosula is the source of this 952-nucleotide messenger RNA. The record is from the annotation of a GenBank genome assembly. NCBI's taxonomy places the organism in Eukaryota, Viridiplantae, Streptophyta, Magnoliopsida, Malvales, Dipterocarpaceae.
AAUUGAUGGAUGAUAUUCUUGAUUUCACGGGCACAUCAGCUUCCUUGAGGAAGGGAAGCAAAUGUGGACUUUAAAAGCAGUAUGCCAUUGGCAUUGGCGUAUCAAUUGAUGGAUGAUAAUCUUGAUUUCACGGGCAUAUUAGCUUCCUCGAGGAAUGGUUCUUUAUCUGACAUACAACAUCCAUAAAAAUUUCUUCUUCUUCUUCUUCUUCUUCUAUAAGUCAUCUCUCCAUGAACUCUUAAAAAUUUUCUUACAAACAACAUAUAAGUCAUCUAUCCAUGGAGUCUUAAAAAUUUCUUCUUCUUCUUUGUUCUUCUUCUUGUUGGAGCUAUACAUAUUUACUGUUAUUCCAGAAUUUGAAUGCAGAUUCCUAGAGCUUCUUCUUCUUCUUCUUCUUCUUCUUGGAGCUAUACAUAUUUACUGUUACUCUCUUCUUCUCCUUCUACUUGUUGUUGGAGCUAUACAUAUUUACUGUUAUUAUCCAAUAUAUUUACUGUUAUUAUCCAAUUAUUUGAGUCCUACGACCCUAAAUUUGAAUACAUAUCUUCCACCUCUCUUUAAAAAAAGUUAAAACAUCCAGUUUUUUUUCUCAUAUUAUCAUCUAUGAAUGUGAAAAGUGAGGUUAGGUCUCCCUUUUACGUAUUGAUUUUAGUCAUUAAUUUCUAUAGGAAAAAUAUAACUUGUGACCAUUUUUUUUUUUUUUAUUUCUUUUGUUCUAGCCUUGCAACUUAGAGGAUCAAUGGGUGUGCUUUAGUUGGCCGAGUUUUUUUGGUAGGUAAUGAUGCUGGAAUUUUCUUUUAUUUUUUUAUUGUAUUGUUACUUCUGUUUUCUUUCUUUUUUCUUAAAUUUACUGAGUAGCUGCUUAUGUUUGCCCCUUCCUUUCUCUUUUGCGUUCAUUUUUUUCAUUUCAAUAGUUCUACUGUCUCUCGUGCAAUCAAUUUCCUAUAUCCUA